AUGAAUGAACCUCCUCACAUCCUCCUCAUCUUCCGCUUUUCCAGCUCCAUUCAUCUGCGUGUCACAGUCACACGCCGCUCUCCGCUGCAACCGACCGCGAUUUUCUACACCGCUCUCUUUAUUAUUGUUGUCAUUGGUAAACACCGCACAUCUGCUUACCCAUCUCGCCCUGUGAUUGGCGCAGGCGGCUGUCCAUCACGCCCCAGCUCUGUUUGGCGCCUUCUGAUUGGCCGCUGGCUCUUACUUUUCCUCUUCUUGCGGCGGUGGGCUCGGAGCCGCUGCGUCCCGGGUCUGGCACGUUCCUGGCUGAAUUCUCCUCCGUGGGUUCGGUUUCCCCUCGCACUAGAGCAGCACAGCGGUGUCGGUUCAACCCCGCUGUCCUCUGGGUGA
Messenger RNA from Knipowitschia caucasica, 390 nucleotides. The record is from the annotation of a GenBank genome assembly. NCBI's taxonomy places the organism in Eukaryota, Metazoa, Chordata, Actinopteri, Gobiiformes, Gobiidae.